UGGUGUAUUGGACCCGGCUGCCACUCUGGACAGCUGCAUGCUGAUUCAAAUCCAAUAUUGAGAUGCGCCCAGUGCGACUUCCGUUCUUGCGUCAAGCACAAGGUCCCGUGGCAUGAUGGCCUUACGUGUGUGCAAUACGAUGCUAGCACCGCUUUGCGUCAAAGAGAUAUGGAGGAAGCGGCCAGCAAAAAGAAGGUUAAAGAGACGAGUAGGCGGCGUCCUGGAAGAAAAUGCGGCUGGAGAAUUGAGAAAAAUGACGGAUGCGAUCAUAUGACAUGCCGUAAAUGCGGAACUCAAUUCUGCUGGCUAUGCAAAGCUAAUUAUCAGGACAUCUGGAGAUACCGCAAUGGGGCGCAUAGAUCGACCUGUCGAUAUCAUUCGACGAAUCUUCCCGAUCUAGAUCUAUGA
This is a messenger RNA of Mytilinidion resinicola, 408 nucleotides long. RefSeq lists its product as uncharacterized. The annotation marks the transcript as partial. Gene Ontology annotation, biological process: positive regulation of proteasomal ubiquitin-dependent protein catabolic process; ubiquitin-dependent protein catabolic process; protein polyubiquitination. Gene Ontology annotation, molecular function: ubiquitin conjugating enzyme binding; ubiquitin protein ligase activity; zinc ion binding. The transcript has a single exon. The record is from RefSeq and is a predicted model, not a curated record. Lineage: Eukaryota; Fungi; Ascomycota; Dothideomycetes; Mytilinidiales; Mytilinidiaceae. Gene Ontology annotation, cellular component: cytoplasm; ubiquitin ligase complex.